UGUACAUUGUGAGAUAAUUACUUCCUGUUCCCUCUUCCACCUGUUUAUGACUGUUUUGUCACUUUUGUUCUUGCCACACCCCUCCUCUUCAGUCAUGCUCCAUUUAGUUAUUUUCUUCUGUGUUUCACUUCCCCUCUGUUUCAUUUCACUCAUGGUUUUACCAGUUUGCUGCUUUUCCUACAGCUGCAGCAUAAUGUCAUCCAGUAAUCACCACUCCAUUCUUUUUGGAGGCCGUUUCUUUUCCCAUUCCUUGUCGGUUCCUCCUGUCAUGCCGCUCAACGCUUUUCCAGUUGUUGUUGGUUUUGUUUUCUCUGUUGGGCUUAUUCUCCACUUGUUGGAUUUUCAUUUAAAGGUUCACCGCUCCUUCCUCCAUUUUAGACCCUCAUCACAGCCUGCUGUCACGACAGGUCUGGAUCUCUUUGGGACCUUUAUUUGACCAGAAAGCUAAAUAUGACACUUGUGUGUUUCUGAUUCUUAUCCUCUUUGUCAAGAAUCUCCUUCAUUUACUAAAUGGCAGAGGUGAAUUUGAUUCAAAGGUCAUUUCUUGAAAAAGGUGGCAUGGCUAAAGUUUGGAUUGCUCCUAGUUUUUCCACUGCAGCCUAUAUACUGAUGAGGUCACGUGGGUUGGAAAUCCAAUUUAAGAUGGUUGUGUUAAGUGCAGCAGGAGAUAAAAGAAAGAGGGGGUUGAGUCAGUUAAACUAAUGACAAUUAACUGAUAGGCAUAUUUGUGUCAAACCAAGAUGGCAAAUGUAAAAAAACAAACAUAUUUUUUUAACUAGAGUUACCUUUAGGCACUGGGGGGGAAAAAUAGAUUUUCUCCAAAAUGUCUGAAUUCAAAAGAGUUUUUUUUUUUUUUAAUUUAAGUUUCAACCCUGUGUUUGACUCAGUCAGUUUUAGGUCAGAGAGAGAGAAAGAGAGAGAGAGAGAGAGAGAGAGAGAGAGAGAGAGAGACUAAAUGGAUUAUCAAGAAGCAGUUCAACAGAAUCCCUUUCAUCCCAUUGCUGGCCAUCAGACAGACAAGUGCUCCCCUACAGGGAAACACGGGAUUAGUUGCUCAGCAUCGUCGGCUUCUUCUCAUUCUAUUUUCUGGAAUUGGCCCACAAGAAUCCAGGAAUUUUUCCAGCGUGAGGAUCGAAGAAUGUGAAAGACGGGACUUACGGGGACAUUGUCGAAAGGCAUGCGGAGGACAGCCGAGGCUUGUCUGUGUUCUGAAACUCAUGGAUAAUCUUCGACUUUUGAAGCUUCAUUUAUUUCAAAACUGUGUCACUGACAAGUCAUUAUGGAAGAACGGCAAGUUCAGUUUGUUGUCAUUGACUCUUUUUGGCCACUAAUGGACUGCCCAGAGUGACUGCCUCAGAUCAUGCAUAUGAUCAAACUUUUGCCAAUACGUUGCAAAGUUCUGCUGAAUCCUGAUUUCACAGGAAUUCUAAUAAGAUGUUGGAGGAUUCUCGGUGGAGUGCCAAGUUUCCUGUGGCUUUUUUCUCAUUUCUUUUAGUUAUUUGAAUGUGAGACUUUUAGGAGUCAACCGUUAGACGGUUCUUUCACAGAAUGAGAAACUACGAUGCCAUGGGCUGUUGGAUGUAAACUCUGGGUUCUAUAAAGGUUUUUGUUGGCGCCCCACAUGAAUUUCAAAAGGUAAGCGGGGCCUGGGGAUGCUUUAAAUGGUGUUAAUAACAGAGGAACAAGGUAAAGAUUCAAAGGUCAGAGAGAAUGGAUUUGCUGGAGGAGUUGCCCUUGGCAAGACUAAGAGUAAAGCCAACAUCUUGGCUGGGGAUGCACCCAUUAUGUCCAUCUGCAAGGUUGAUGAAGAUGGAGUUGAGUGUGCGGUCUCAGAAGACGACGCUAAUGAAGAGGCUGAAGUCGAUUACACACGAAACUACUGGGAGGAUGAGGACGAUAUUUAUCAAGAGUUUGAGGAACUGGACUUCGACUCCCUACCGGAUCGUUCGGAUACCCACAGCAUCACCACAGAAGACUCCUUCUAUCCCCUAGACGAUUCAGUCAUCUCCCAAAUUAACCGCUCCCUCUACCACCUGGAAACCCCCGAACCAAUCUCCUUCUUUAAGGCCUGCUGCAACAACAAUGCCAUCAUAGUAAAGAUCAUGAUCAGACAAGGAGUGACUGAAGAAGAGGUAAAGGAGACCGACCGAAACAGAAGAUCUGGCCUCAUUGCUGCGUGUUACCAUGGUUACGUGGACGUGGUCAUGGCCCUCGCUCAGUGUCCCUACCUGGAUGUGAACUGGCAGGACAACGAGGGCAACACUGCCCUUAUUAUUGCGGCUCAAGCAGGUCACACGUUUAUCUCCAACUACCUGUUGAACUACUUCCCCGGUUUGGAUAUCGAGAGGAGGAACUGUCACGGUUUCACAGCGUUGAUGAAAGCUGCAAUGCAGGGGAGGCUUGAGUGUGUCAGAGCCCUCAUGCUGGCAGGAAGUGAUAUCCAGGCUCGGGACUAUGGACGGAGAAUGACCCCCAGAGAGUGGGCUCUCUUCACCGGUCGAUACGAGACGGCAGAUUUGAUACUUCGGCUGAUAUCAAAGCCUUGCGCCGAGCAGUUCUGCGACUCCUUCCCCCUGGAGUGGCCAUUGUUAGAGGAACUCGUGUGGAAGGCACAAAACCCACAGACAUUCUGUCAGCGCUUGAUGAAACUCAUCUCUUGCUGCCCUUAUGGGCUCUACUUCAACAACAAGGUAAACCCUGUGAGCGACGGUGUCCUUGAACACAUGGUGAGGAUAACCACGGGCAUCUCCAGCCCCUUCAUGGCCACGGCGUGCCACACCGUCUCCCCGGGCAGCCCGCCGUGCGUCGGAAAGCGCCGGCACGCCGUGCAGGAGAUCCUGAGGCGGCAACGGGUGGCGGAGCUCAAACGCCUGGGACCCGACAGGUUGAACAACUACAAGAAGCUUUUCCAGAACUCGAGGGUCCUCCUCAUCCCCAAAGCGAGGGACCGACGGGCGAGCCUGCAGUCCCAGCUGCUCAGCGACGUGGCGGCAGCGUCCACGGUGGCCAUCAGACGAGCUAGCCUCCUGCCGCUCAACAUGCUGAGGAGAAGCAGCGUGCGGCCAGGCCUAGUGGUGCCAAAGGUCACUCUCUGCAAAGCCCCGCCUCCGAGCUUCAUACCGGAAAAGCCGAGCAGGAACGGCAACGACAGCCAGCUCCAGAUCCCCAAAUGGGAUUACAAGAUGAAGAAAAUAGAGAGGAGGCAGGAAGAGGAGAGGCAACGAAUGCUAUCUGCACUAAGAAGGAGGUGAAGGAUCGAAGGAGGACAUGACUUUGCGGCGCGUCCCAGAUCGAGCUUGAAAAGUGUCUUGUGGCAAAGCGGGCACGAAGCACAGCCUUAGCAAAUCUGAACCUUUAUUGUGAAUUUGACUGCAAGUUGUUGUUUCUGCUUGUUCAGAUCACUGAUGCUGCUUUGCCUUGUUUCUACUUGAACUUGCACACUUCCCUUGAGAGGUGUAAUUUGUAAUGAGGAAUGGCAGGGGAGGGAGCAGAAGGAAAGAAAAAUAAACAUGUGACUUGGAUUAAAAUGUUAGGGGAAUCAGGUAUUUUUGGAGAUCAGACUACUUCUUUCCCCACAUUUGCCACAAAUCUUUU
Molecule: messenger RNA, 3594 nt
Organism: Poecilia latipinna (sailfin molly)
Lineage: Eukaryota; Metazoa; Chordata; Actinopteri; Cyprinodontiformes; Poeciliidae
Gene: ankrd33bb
Product: ankyrin repeat domain 33Bb
Exons: 5
Coding region: 1662-3251 (529 amino acids)
Molecular function (GO): protein binding
Source: RefSeq, a predicted model, not a curated record